Acanthocheilonema viteae is the source of this 1671-nucleotide messenger RNA. The record is from the annotation of a GenBank genome assembly. NCBI's taxonomy places the organism in Eukaryota, Metazoa, Nematoda, Chromadorea, Rhabditida, Onchocercidae.
AUGUCGUUUGUAUUCCAUAUUCUUCAUACUGUUCCAUACAGCAAUAAACCCAUCGUCAAGGAUGUGAUUGCAAGUUUACACAGUUAUUUUACUUGCAAUUUAUUGAUUGCUUUUUCUGUUAUCAUUAGUUUUAAACAAUUCGGUGGUCGGCCGAUGGAGUGUAUGUUGCCGAUGGGUUUCAGUGGAGCAUGGGAGCAGUACGCGGAAAAUUUCUGUUGGGCGCAAGAUACGUAUUUUAUUCCCCCAAAAGUUUUUGUUGAGCAUAUUUCGGCAGAAGAACGCCGAGAACGUCGGAUUAGUUAUUAUCAAUGGAUGCCGUUUUUUUUGUUGUUUCAAGCAGCAUGUUUUAAGGCGCCCACGCUUAUAUGGAAAUAUUUUGCCGGGCAGUCAGGGAUGAAGUUAGGUCAAAUCCUUCGAUUAGCUAGUGAUCCAGCAAAUUCAUCCUUGGAAGUUAAAAAAGGAAAUAUUGAAGCAUUAUGUGUACAUCUGCAAGGUGCGCUACGAUUUCAUGAACGAGUAAAAAAGAAGAAAUUGGUGCCUCAUAAAAUUUUUCGAUUUUUAAAUCUAAAAUAUGCGAAUUAUUACGUUGCAACGAUAUAUAUUUUAGCGAAGUUAGCAUUUUUGGCAAAUGCUAUAUUUCAAAUCUCUUUGAUGACACGAUAUCUAUUACCAGAGUUUAAGAAUGAUAAAGGCCUAGAGUCAUGGAUGAAUAUUAUCUGGCCUAAGAAUAUUUCUCCAUCAUGGCACCACAGUGGGAUUUUCCCUUUAGUAACGCUUUGCGAUUUUGAAGUCCGGGAAAUGGGAAACAUACAAACUCAUACGGUGCAAUGUGUUCUUGUUGUGAAUUUGUUCACUGAAAAAAUUUUCAUUCUUCUGUGGUCCUGGUUCAUAAUAUUAGCAACAGUCACCUCUUUGAAUGUUUUGAACUGGAUCUAUUUGUUAACGGAAAAUUGUUCAAAGGAGCACUUUAUCCUGAAUCAUCUGGAAAUGAGCGGAAUACCAUUUGAUAAAAAUGACCCUCAAAAUAAGAAGCACGUGGACCGCUUUUUGCAUAAAUAUUUGGGGACAGAUGGCAUUUUUGUUUUAAGAAUGGUUGCUAAUCAUGCGGAUGUCGUUUUUGCGACUGAGUUAAUCGCAUCGUUGUGGCAGUCCCACUAUGUUUUCGAGGAGAGAAGAAAAAAUAUAUCACAAAUGGAUAAGGUAUGGCCACAACACCAACAAAGAUUAGAAAUGGCAUUGCUUGAGGAAGCUCAAAUUGCUCGAAAAAUCAGCUCGGAUGCCUUGAAUGCCGUACAAAGGAAAAGAAGUGUUUUCUACGAUUCACCGUAUUUCGUGAAACGUGGUCCGUUGACUGGAAUAACAAUACCGAAAGUGCCAUCACGAAGCAUCCUAGGAAAUUCGUACGUAUUGUCUCGAAACAAUUCUAAAGACAGUAUGGUACCAUUUUCUCCCCGUCUCGGAAAUCAGUCUCGUGGCAGCAUUUUCUCGACUGAUAGUCAGAGUAAACUUCGACGACGACACAGCUUGGAAAAGAUCGAUAUUAUUAGUGGUGGUAGAGUUAAGAAAUUUGCAGACAGUAGCGACGAAGAAGAAAAGGAAAAGGAGAGAGAGAAAGAGAAAGGUCCAAAAAGCUUGAACAUGAGCCGGAAAAACACUGUCAAAAUUUGGUGA